AUGGAACAAGAUAUCGAAUUUGAAAAUCAGAUUCGGCCAAUAUUACAUGAUGUUGGAAACCUUGUUGAUAUUUUGGUAUCAGGCGAUCAGUCAAUGAUCGCUAUUGACUGUUUUAAGAAGAAACUCAUACUCAAAAUGAGUGGUGAUCAAGUCCAAUCUCGUGUUGAACUUGAUCAACAUGGUCCAUCAAUGUUUAUUCCUGGUAGUAAUCGAUUGCUUAUUUAUGAUGCACCUAAUGUAUAUGAAUAUAAUUUACAAGGCGAUAAAAUUGCUUGGCAAGAUAUCUCUCAAACAAAAUCAGUUGAUGUUGGUAGACCCCAACGUAACCCCCAAACUACCGUCAACAUAUUCGACCUGAUCGAGUUUGUAGGUAUAGAAGAUUAUGGAAAGUACAGGCAAUUAAUCAAUGGAAUACUUGAAGAAGAAUCGGCUGCUAAAGAUUUGAUUCUCUUCAGAUAUAGAAAGAAGGAUAAAACACUCAUUCUCAUGAACACAUCCUACGUAGGUGAAAAGUGGAUAAUAACUGUUAACCUUACGACCGGAAAGAAGAGCGUUAAUCGACUGACAUUGAGUCAUGGUGCUCGUGUUGUGUAUGUUGAUGAUGAUUAUCUUUAUGUUUGGGAAAGAAACAAAGAUGAUAGACGUAGCUUGAAAUGUUACAAGUUUGGGGAUGGUGAAUAUCAAUUACUGCAAAAUAUUGACUACCAAAGGAAGGAAGGAUUAAUCUGUAAAAUAAUGAUGAAUUAUAACCCUCAUAAGAUUGAACAUUCGCCUCUUCGGAUGAAGAAAGAAAAAUUAGUUGAUGUAUGGGGAGAGAAAGAUGCCGAAAUGAUUGCUAAUGUAUUAGCAAUCAUUGAUUAUGUAAUGAUGAUGGAUGUGUGCUUUGUACAGAUGGAUAAAGUAUACCCUAAUGUCAGUAAAACCAAUGCCCAAAAAUAA
Trichoplax adhaerens is the source of this 939-nucleotide messenger RNA. RefSeq lists its product as uncharacterized. The coding region runs from base 1 to 939 and encodes 312 amino acids. The transcript has 7 exons. The record is from RefSeq and is a predicted model, not a curated record. Lineage: Eukaryota; Metazoa; Placozoa; Uniplacotomia; Trichoplacea; Trichoplacidae.